This is a messenger RNA of Diuraphis noxia (Russian wheat aphid), 735 nucleotides long. RefSeq names its product zinc finger BED domain-containing protein 5-like. The record is from RefSeq and is a predicted model, not a curated record. NCBI's taxonomy places the organism in Eukaryota, Metazoa, Arthropoda, Insecta, Hemiptera, Aphididae.
AUGAUUAAAAACUGGUGCAAUAAAAAAACUAGACCAAGUUGGAAAAAUAUUCAUUUAACAAGUACUUCUCAAGAUUUAGCUAAAGAUUUGGUACAACAUACAGAAAAUGCACAGUCUUCAGUUCUUCAAAAAAGUAAAAAGAGAAAAUACACUGAUGAUUAUAUAAAAUAUGGAUUUUCAUAUGUAGGAGAUUUUGACUAUCCUAAAUCUAAGUGUAUUGUGUGUGGUGAAGUAUUGUCGAAUAGCUGCAUGAAACCUUCUCUGCUCUUGAGACAUUUAGAAACAAGACAUGCAGAUUAUAAAAAUAAAGAAUGUGAUUUUUUUAGAAGUUUAGCUAGAAAUAAUGAGAAUACCUCGAUUUUGACAUCAUASAUAAAGCCAGCUAAUAAAAAUAACCAAAACGCGAUUGAAACUAGUUAUCAUCUUAGUUAUUGUAUUGCAAAAUGUGGUAAGAAUCAUACAAUAGCUAAAAAUUUUAUUUCUCCUUGUAAAAAAAAUACCGUUCAGUGUAUGUUAGGAGAAGAGAACGUAAAAAAGAUAAACAGUAUUCCUCUUUCAAAUAAUACAAUUUCUCAUCGAAUUCGGGAUAUGUCUGAAGAUAUUGAAUUUACAGUGAUAGAUAGAAUAAAAAACAGUACAAUUUUCACUAUUCAAGUUGAUGAAAGCACCGAUGUUACUAAUUUCGCAGUUUUACUUGUUAUUGCAAGGUAUUUAAAUAAUAAUGAAGUCGAAUAA